Molecule: messenger RNA, 267 nt
Organism: Eimeria acervulina
Lineage: Eukaryota; Apicomplexa; Conoidasida; Eucoccidiorida; Eimeriidae
Exons: 1
Coding region: 1-267 (88 amino acids)
Source: RefSeq, a predicted model, not a curated record
AUGGGCGAUGAGAGCUCUUACUGCGGUAUUUGUGAUGAGCUGCUCUGUUCUUGGACGCUGCUCCUGCUGCAGAUGAACAGCAGCAAACAGCAAAAGCCUCUGCCUUCUAGUCGCUACGAGAUAGCUUCUGUGGGGCCGCUGUACACUGGGGUGAACGUACACCGCCCACAACUCCCACUCACCUCCUUUCGAAAUGAAAGGGGGAGGGUGCUUUUCCUGCAGCUGCAGCAGCAGCUGCAACAGCAGCUGCAGCAGCAGGUGCAGUAA